UGCUAGUCGGUCGGUCUGAUGAGUCUCAUGCACCUCUUCCUUUUUAUAUCCAUCCAUCCAUCUCUUGAGCUCCUCUUCAUUAGCUCGAUCACCAGUUCAAGAUUAUAUUCAUCCAAGAAGAAACAAAGAAAGAAAGAAAACAACCUAUCUAGCUAGCUAGUACACAAUCAAUCAAUCAAUCAAUAGUCAAUACAAUGGCGGGCAAGAUCAAGACGGUGGUGGUGCUGGUGCAGGAGAACCGCUCCUUCGACCACAUGCUGGGCUGGUUCAAGUCGCUCAACCCGGCCAUCGACGGCGUCACCGGCGACGAGACCAACCGCGUGGACGCCUCCGACCCCUCCUCCCGCGCCGUCCGCUUCAGCGACCGCGCCCAGUACGUGGACCCGGACCCGGGCCACUCCAUCCAGGCCAUCUACGAGCAGCUCUACGGGGCGCCCUUCGUCGACGCCGCCGCCACGCCCAUCACGCCGCCCGCCGUCCCCGCGCCGCCCAUGUCCGGCUUCGCGCAGCAGGCGGAGAAGGAGCAGCCCGGCAUGGCGGACACGGUCAUGAGCGGCUUCCGCCCCGACGCCGUCCCCGUCUACCGGGAGCUGGUGCGCGAGUUCGCCGUGUGCGACCGCUGGUUCGCCUCCGUGCCGGCGUCCACGCAGCCCAACCGGCUGUUCGUGCACUCGGCCACCUCCCAUGGCCUCGUCAGCAACGACGCCAAGGUCCUCGUGCCCGGCCUGCCGCAGAGGACAAUCUUCGACAACCUCCACGACCAGGGCUUCUCCUUCGGCAUCUACUACCAGUACCCGCCCUCCACGCUCUUCUACAGAAACCUGCGCCGGCUCAAGUACGUCGGCAACUUCCACCAGUUCGACCUCCACUUCAGACGCCAUUGCCGGGAGGGCAAGCUGCCCAACUACGUCGUCGUCGAGCAGCGCUACUUCGACCUCGAGGUCCUCGGCCUCCCCGGCAACGACGACCACCCCUCCCACGACGUCGCCGAGGGACAGCGCUUCGUCAAGGAGGUCUACGAGGCGCUGCGCUCCAGCCCGCAGUGGGAGGAGGCGCUGCUCGUCAUCACCUACGACGAGCACGGCGGCUUCUACGACCACGUCCCCACCCCCGUCGGCGUGCCCAGCCCCGACGGCAUCGUCAGCGCCGCGCCCUUCUUCUUCGAGUUCGACCGCCUCGGCGCCCGCGUCCCGGCGCUCUUCGUCUCGCCGUGGAUCGAGCCGGGGACCGUCGUGCACAGGCCGCCGGGACCGCACCCGACGUCGGAGUUCGAGCACUCCUCCAUCCCGGCCACCGUCAAGAACAUCUUCAACAUCGACGGCUUCCUGACCAAGCGGGACGCCUGGGCCGGCACCUUCGACUCCGUGCUCACGCGCGACACGCCGCGCACCGACUGCCCGGUCACCCUGCCUGAGCCGGUGAAGCUGCGGCGGACGGCGCCGGUGGAGCAUGCCCCGCUGUCGGAGUUCCAGGAGGAGCUCGUCCAGCUCGCCGCGGUGCUCAACGGCGACCACACCAAGGACUCGUACCCGCACAAGCUCGUCGAGGGCAUGACGGUGGCGGAGGCGGCCAAGUACUGCGUCGACGCUUUCAGGGCCUUCUUGGACGAGUGCGACCGCUACAACAAGUGCGGCGAGGACGGCUCCCACAUCCCCACAGUCAAGCCGCCGUCCUCUGCGCCUGCACCGGGGAAGAACAAGAGCAGCUUCGCGUCCAAGGUGCUUGCUUGCCUUGCGUGUGGCCAUCAAUCUCCAUCUUCCUCUUCCUAGGCGUCACGCUACUUCUUCGUUCUCUCAUCAGGGAACGAGAUAGGUUGUGUUGCAGCAGGGGAAGAGCAGUGUACAAAGCCUGAUUCAUUAUACGGUGUAAUUUACAGAGCCUGAUUGAUAUGGUUUAUUCUA
Panicum virgatum (switchgrass) is the source of this 1901-nucleotide messenger RNA. Its product is annotated as non-specific phospholipase C4-like. The coding region runs from base 195 to 1769 and encodes 524 amino acids. Lineage: Eukaryota; Viridiplantae; Streptophyta; Magnoliopsida; Poales; Poaceae. Gene Ontology annotation, biological process: phospholipid catabolic process. The transcript has a single exon. Gene Ontology annotation, molecular function: hydrolase activity, acting on ester bonds. The record is from RefSeq and is a predicted model, not a curated record.